GGAAGAAAGGUCAAGCCAACGGGAAAAGGCUCCCAAAGUAAAACGUUAUUUGACGGGGAAUGGCUGGAAGACCGUUCUAGAAGAAGGAAUAUCAGGCGAUGCAGAUUUUCUUGCCUCUUCCAACAUUAUGGAUUACUCGUAUGUUUAUCAUUAUAUAAUCCAAACGGCUACUCACCUUCAAAUCAGACUUUUACUGGGGGGUCGUCUCUUAGGGAGCUAUACGUUCGCCAAGACAUUGGAAUACAAAGCCAAACAGAACAUCCAGAAGGAAGUUACG
Messenger RNA from Acaulospora colombiana, 277 nucleotides. The record is from the annotation of a GenBank genome assembly. NCBI's taxonomy places the organism in Eukaryota, Fungi, Glomeromycota, Glomeromycetes, Diversisporales, Acaulosporaceae.